Messenger RNA from Schistocerca nitens (vagrant locust), 459 nucleotides. Its product is annotated as cuticle protein 16.5-like. Lineage: Eukaryota; Metazoa; Arthropoda; Insecta; Orthoptera; Acrididae. Bases 1 to 459 code for a protein of 152 amino acids. The record is from RefSeq and is a predicted model, not a curated record. The transcript is spliced from 4 exons.
AUGUUCAAGCUUGUUCUGGUGCUGGCUUUGGCCGCCUGCUGCGUGAAUGCCGCCCCCAAGGCCGGCCUCGCCCCCCUGGCCUACUCCGCCCCCCUGGUGGCCGCCGCCCCCGUGGCCUACGCCGCCCACGCGCCGGCCGUCGUGACGGCGCACAGCUCGCAGUACAUCGCUCAGAACUUCAACGGACUCGCCGUGGCCGCCGCCGACCCCGUCAUUGUCCUGGUGCUGGCUGUGGCCGCCUGCUGCGUGAGUGCCGCCCCCAAGGCCGGCCUCUCCCCCCUGGCCUACUCCGCCCCCCUGGUGGCCGCCGCCCCCGUGGCCUACGCCGCCCACGCGCCGGCCGUCGUGACGGCGCACAGCUCGCAGUACAUCGCCCAGAACUUCAACGGACUCGCCGUGGCCGCCGCCGCCCCCGUCUAUGAACGAGCACUGUACGACUAUAAUGCGUUCAAGAGGUGA